Rattus rattus (black rat) is the source of this 1980-nucleotide messenger RNA. RefSeq names its product HAUS augmin like complex subunit 4 (gene Haus4). Gene Ontology annotation, biological process: centrosome cycle; spindle assembly. The record is from RefSeq and is a predicted model, not a curated record. Gene Ontology annotation, cellular component: HAUS complex. The transcript is spliced from 10 exons. Gene Ontology annotation, molecular function: microtubule minus-end binding. Bases 622 to 1713 code for a protein of 363 amino acids. Lineage: Eukaryota; Metazoa; Chordata; Mammalia; Rodentia; Muridae.
UUAUCCUCCAUUAAAUGGGUAAAGUUCCGACUUCCAGGCUCCAAGCGGCCUCCGCGGCGGUUGCGCGGAGCGCGCGCACCCAGGGCGGGGCUUCGCCAGGCGGGAACGAAGGCCCCGCCCCGUCCCGCACCCGGCUGAUUUAAGACCGGUUGUGUCUACGCUGGCGGGAGCGCCCAUCCCGGGCAGGCCUGGGCCUCAGCGCUCUGGCAGCGAGCUGUACAGGUUAGCGCUCGAUGACCCGGAGCUCGCGGCCACGCCGCGCUCGCCCUUAGGACUCCUUGGCGGCCCAGACGGUAGGACGGCGCCGGAGAGCGCGUUCUGCAUCUUGAUCAUCUCCGGCCUUGGAAGGGUCACCUCUUGUGAAAACAGUCGGCACGAUCAAUCUGCGUCCAGUGCAGCGUGCAGGGACGGCUGGAGGGCUCAAGCACGCCUGCGUCAGAGCUCGGCGCUCCUGCGCGUGUGGCCCCGGCUGCCUGCGCAGGGUGGGGGUGCAGCCUGAGGUCACCUCCUGUGGUCGCAGAAGGCGGGCGGCUCUGCUGAGGACCCCAGGGCGGUUGAAACCCUCGUGGCUGGGUGCCUAACUGACCCGCAAAACUUUAUUUAUAAUACCAAAAGACCCAGAUGGCGUCCGGAGAUUUCUGCUCGCCUGGAGAAGGGGUGGAAAUACUGCAGCAAGUGUGUGACAAGCAGUUUCCUCCGUGUGCCCUGACGGAGGAGGACCUCAUACAGAAUCCGUAUUUCAGCAAGUUGUUGCUCAGUCUCGCCCAGCACGUGGACGAGAGUGGCUUAAGCCUCACGCUGGCCAAGGAGCAGGCUCAGGCGUGGAGUGAAGUUCGACUUCGUAAGACAGCAUGGCUGAGGUACGAGAUCUUACAGAGAGUUAUCCAAGAGCUGCUGGUGGACUACUAUGUGAAGGCCCAAGAUACAAACCUAACCUCCGAAGACAAAAAGUUUCAUGAGACCCUUGAACAGCGGCUGCUUGUAACUGAGCUGACACAACUUUCCGGUCCUGGGCGGGAGAAGGAGAUGCCCCCACUGCUAGGGCUGGAGAAGGCCGAUCUCCUGGAGCUCAUGCCUCCCUCACAGGAUUUCGUGUGGAUGAAGGCUCGGCUCCAGCAGGAGGUGGAGGAGCAGCUCAAGAGGAAAUGCUUCUCUCUACUGUGCUACCAUGACCCCAGUUCAGAUACUGAUGGAGACAAGCUGAAAGCAGCGAAGGUCUGGACGCUGACCGAGGUCCUCGUCAGGGAGAAGCAGCAGUGCGUGGAGGCCAAGGGCCAGCAGAAGGAGCAGCUGGUGCUGCUGGAGAAGAAGAGGACCACGUACUCCCAGGUGCUGCUCCGCUGCCUCAGUUUACUGCAGAGGCUUCUUCAGGAGCACCGGCUGAAGACUCAGUCGGAGCUGGACCGCAUCAACACCCAGUACCUGGAGAUCAAGUGCAGUGCUAUGAUCCUCAAGAUGAGGAUGGAGGAGCUCAAGAUUUUGUCUGACACUUACAGUGCCGAGAAAGUGGAAGUACAUCGCCUCAUUAGGGACCACUUGGAGGGAGCCAUUCGCCUCCAAGAGCAGGACAUGGAGAAAUCGAGACUGGCCCUGCACACCUAUGAGGUCCUGGGAGAAGACUUUGAGAACCUGGUGAAGGAGUACACCCAGCUCAAACUGGCAACUGAGAACAAGCGCUGGGCCCUCCAGGAGUUUAGCAAGGCCUACCGCUGAGUUGAAUGUAGGCAGAACCAGGAAGCAUGGAUUCUUCAUGGCCACCUUCUCUUCCUGCUCAGUGGACCACCUCCACCACAGGGGAAUAUGGGGACACUUGCUUAAAACACUGCAGUCUUCACGACACCCUUUUGGUUUCUUUCUUGUUUACAGUGACUGGGUCUCUUCUGGAAAUGUAGCUAUCAGAUUUAUAAAAUUCCGUGCAUAUCUGUUUUGCCUCAGCCCCAUGUAAUAAUUUCCUGAAUAAAGUUGUAGUAUUAUGCCUUA